ACGUUGGGUUUCAAGAAGAAGAAAAAUGGAUAGUGGCAAGUACCACACUACACCCACAACGACUCUCUAAAUUUUCCUUUAACCAAGAAAACCAAACCAGCCUCACUGCGCAAAUCUCUGAACCUGUAAAUUCCAAUUCCAGUUUUAUGUUAUGGAAUUGUAAUACUUGUUCUCCUCCAUGGAAUCAAGCUCCGACGAUGACUUCGUUAUCCUCACUUGCACAAACCCCAAUCCGAUCGAAGCAGAAGCAGAAGCAGAAGCAGAGUCAGAGUCCAAACACAAAAAAGAGAUUCUCAUUUCAACCAAAGAUAUCCUAAGCUGGGACUUGAGCACGAUCCUCUGUUCCCAAACACUCCAAAUUCACGCUAAUCGGAAUAGGCUCAUUGAACAAUCUUCGUAUUUUCGAGGCCUCCUCCGUGGCAGUUUUAGUGAAUCACACCUGGAUUGCAUAUCAAUUCAGUGGAGCCUGGAAACAUUUGUGGAUGUUCUGAAGUGCAUAUAUGGCUGCCCAUUGCAUAUUACGCCAAAUAAUUUCAUUCCUCUUUUUGAGGGUGCACUUUAUUUUGGGGUGGAGAUGCUUCUCUUGAAGUGUAAAACUUGGUUUUCUGAGGUAUCUUCUUCUGAGGGGUCUGCGUCACUGCGAUUACAAUUGGAUGAUUUGAUUCAUAUUUGGAAAUUUGGUUUAGAGUGUGCAAAUGAUUUUCUUCCGGAAUUAUGUGUGAGCUUUCUUGCAAGGAACUUUAUGUGGGCCAUGUCUAGCAAACUUUUUGGAGAUGUUCCAUACCAUUUGUUAUUAUCUUGCAUAGAGCACCCCCAUUUGACAGUUGACAGUGAAAUGCAUCUUUCGGAUGCACUUUUAGUUUGGGUUGAUGCUAAUGCCAAACAGUUGGAAAACUUCAUCUUAACUAGCAAGGAUUGUCACGGCAUCUUUAGACAAAUCCGCGUUAGCCUUUUGCCAUUGUGGUUUGCUGCAGGUAUGCUCAAUUUUCUGGAUGUUUUUCUUAAAGCACUGGAAGAUAUUUACUCAUGUUCUUCAUCAAAUUCAUUAAUGAUACAAGUUGAUUGGUUUCAUAAUUCAGGGAAAAGAAGGUCUUGCCAUUUCUCUGAGCUUUCUAAGGAGAGUGUUGACUCAAUUUUUAAACUAAUGAGUGUUCCACCCAUAAAUUCCAUGAAUGGCUUAGGAGAUGGUGACUUGCACAAUCUCAGGGUUCGGCUGACAGAAUAUUCUAAGAAGGUGAACCUUUCAGGUUGUCCACAGAUAACCUUAGCGAUUCUUCUCUUGUCUCUGCUUCCUUCUUCAUAUAGCAUAGACCCCACCUUAAGAAAGAGUGUUAAAAAUUUUACAAUGAACUUUGGGCGUCUUGAGAGAGAACAAUGUCCAAUUUCAAAGGGUUUGCCGAUGCUAUCAUUUGAAUUGGUACAGGAGGUAGAUAUUUCCAAGUGUCCAAGGCUGCAUCUUGAAGCGGCUAUUACAUGCUUCAGCAAGUCAUUUCCUUCUAUAAGAACAUUAAAAGCAGCUUAUCUUUUGAACUUCAAGACAACAACUUUGCAUCAAUUGGUGCAGAAAUGCCCUCUGCUCUGUGAAGUUGACUUAACCAUUGAUAUUAGUCCUCUUAUACCAGCACAAGUUUCAGUUGCAUCCUCAAGUGCAGCUAUUGCUCCGCUACUAUCAAACAAGUCUGUCAGUGUUAGAGAACAUCCUGAGGAUGUUUUAUCAUUAAAGAAGUCUGGACUAUUAUUGUCAAAUAUUACAAAACUCACGCUGGAGGGCCGAACUGAUCUCUGUGACUUGGAUCUCCAGUAUAUUUCAAAAUUUUGUCCUUCCUUGCAUGAUCUGAACCUGAAAGGGUGUAUAUCGGUGACAGAUGUUGGCAUUUCAAAUCUUAUAUGCAAUUGUAUGAAACUACAUUCAAUUGUAGUAUGCGAUACUUCUUUUGGGAAAAAUUCAGUUCUAGCUCUUUGCUCUGGUAUUUCUUCUAAUUAUGGUAACUCUUCGGCUGAUGAUGUGGGAUGGAAUUGUAAUUCUUUGAUAUCUAAUCUCCAAAAGCUGCAUAUUGGUGGCUGCAAGAGUGUUGACGAAACAUCUCUCUUAGAGCUUCUGUCUCAAACAAAAAUGCUGAAGAGUCUUUGCUUGAGGGAUACUCAGCUUGUUGACCAAGCUUUGCAUUGUUUCUCAGGUUCUUCAUUGGAGACGCUUGAUAUUUCUAAUACCAUGGUUUCUGCAGCUGCAUUAGCUCACGUAGUCCAUGGAAAUCCAGGUUUAAAGUGCUUGAAUGCAAGGGGCUGCAGAAAUAUAUUUCGACAGGAAAGUAACACCUCAGGGGGAGAAAAUUAUUACUUGUAUAAAGAUUUGUAUCUUGAGUUAGGCAAUUGCAAAUUGGUAGAAAUUUCUUUAGGAUGGGGAUUUUCUUAUCUCUCUCUGGAAGCUCUCCAACCUGCGAUUAUGUCACUAAGGUCAAUAACUGUGGGUUUAGGUGGAUCAUUAAGUGAAGAUGCACUGAAACAACUACCUGCAGCUUGUCCUAUGCUAGAGUCAGUAAUUCUUCAUUUUCAGGUCAUCUCGGAUACUGUCAUAAUGAACAUCUUGGCAUAUUUGAGAAAUUUGCGAGUGUUGGCAUUGUGCUAUUGCCUUGGUGAUAUAUCUAUGUUAAGCUUCAGCCUUUCUAUGCAAAAUCUGAGGAAGUUGAGGCUUGAAAGAGUAACCCCUUGGAUGACCAAUAAUGAUUUAGUUAUUCUGACUCAGAAUUGUGCAAACUUGGUUGAGCUUUCCUUGCUGGGAUGUAAGCUUCUCAAUUCAGAUUCUCAAAAGAUUAUCUCACAUGGAUGCCCAGGCUUGAUUUCUAUCCAUCUAGAGGAAUGUGGAGAAGUCACAGCUAAUGGGGUUUCUUCUCUACUCGAUUGUGCAGCUAUUGAAGAUCUGUUGCUGCGUCAUAAUGGUCCUGGGAUACAGAAAACCUUCAUUUUUGAUGCUGCUUCAAAGUUACCAAUGCUUCGGAAGAUAUCUCUAGAUGUGUGUGAUGCAAGUGAAGGUGACUUUGACAUUCCAGAUUAUGCUGAAAAGUGCUUUUUGAGUACUGUGAAGAUAGCAAGAUGCAAGUCCCAGAGAUGUAAUUUUACCCUUUCAGCUCAUAGAACGCCUGUGCACGAGGAAACACUAGUGCUGGUUUGGAACAGCAAGAAUCUCUUGAGAACAGUGGUGAAGGAAAGACUCUAACUAUUGACACUGAUAUGGAGCCUCCAUUAAAUAAUUUGGUAAUGUCACACGACUUCUCUUCAAGGCAUAGAAAAUGGGUAUCACCAAUGAUUCACUUUUUGACACUACAAUUGUACAUUGUUACAAGAAGUUUGUUUCAGAUGUUAUAUGUUAGGAAUUUUUGUAUACUGUAUACUUGAUGUCCUUGAUACUUAAGCUGAUUGCAGUUGUCCUUUGCAUGAGCCAUGAGGUGAUGGUCCAAGAAAACAAUAUGAAUUUUGUAGUUUGUUCAUUGUAGAUUCCCUAA
Quercus lobata is the source of this 3500-nucleotide messenger RNA. RefSeq names its product BTB/POZ domain-containing protein FBL11-like. Gene Ontology annotation, molecular function: protein binding. Lineage: Eukaryota; Viridiplantae; Streptophyta; Magnoliopsida; Fagales; Fagaceae. The transcript has 18 exons. The record is from RefSeq and is a predicted model, not a curated record. Gene Ontology annotation, cellular component: SCF ubiquitin ligase complex. Gene Ontology annotation, biological process: SCF-dependent proteasomal ubiquitin-dependent protein catabolic process. The coding region runs from base 179 to 3214 and encodes 1011 amino acids.